AUGAUGCGAUAUGUGUACUGUGGAGUUCAUAGGCUUCUGCGAGCAACUUCUUUUCACCUUUUAAUCACAGCUGGAGUGCUCGUUAUGCUUGGAAAUAUAACAAAUGGAUUUGUACAAGGAACAGAUACCCCCCAAGGACUUCCUCCAUAUGAAGUAGUUCACCCUCUCAGGGUGGAUUCAAGGGGUCACUUCAUUUCCAGUGCCGUGUCCUUCCACGUGAGCCGGAUUCAAAGGCGGGAGACCCAGGAGGCCGGGAGGCUGGCUCAGGUUUACUACCAGCUGCAGUAUGGUGGACGCAACUUGCACUUUAACCUCUCUCUCAAUCCAAACCUUGUUGCCCCAGGGUUUGUUACAGAAAAACGGUACGGUGGCCUGCAGAGCUCAAAAGUGCACCGACCCCGCCACUCUCUUUGCCAUUUCCUUGGGAAUGUGUUGGAGGGCUCUGCCGUGAAGGGUCAAGCUGCUCUUAGCACCUGUGAUGGCCUUACGGGGCUUUUCAAGCUAGCAGAAGAUGAGUUCUUCAUCAGGCCGCUCGAGCAGGCUGAGGGCGAGGAGGCACCACAGGCUCAUGUUAUUUAUCAGCGCCGAGCUUCUCAGGUGGAGGAUGAACAGCUGUCUCCGCUCACUGGUGGACCCGCACUCAACGGUUCCUGUGGCGGUGAAAGACCAGAUCCGUCCAGGAGCCUGCAGCGCUGGGAGAGGCAGCGGGAACGUUGGGAACGGCGACAGCACCGCAGGAGGAUCCACGAGCGCUCCAUCAGCCGUGAGAAGUGGGUGGAGACGCUGGUGGUCGCUGACCCCAAGAUGGUGGAGUACCAUGGAAGCAAGGGAGUGGAAAACUACAUCCUGGCUGUCAUGAACAUCGUAGCUGGGUUGUUUCGGGAUGCCAGCAUAGGCAAUGCUAUCAACAUUGCAGUUGUCCGCAUUAUUCUGCUGGAAAAAGACGAGGAGGACUUAAAGAUCACCCACCAUGCAGACCAGAGUCUGAACAGCUUCUGCAGGUGGCAGAAACGCCUGAACAUGAAGGGAGAUGAACAUCCUGUCCAUCACGAUGUUGCUAUCUUACUUACCAGGAAGGACAUCUGCGCCUCCAUCAAUAAGCCGUGUGAGACGCUGGGGCUGUCGCACGUGGCAGGCAUGUGCCAGCCCCACCGCAGCUGCAGCAUCAGCGAGGACACUGGCCUACCUGUGGCCUUCACCGUAGCACACGAGCUUGGACACAAUUUGGGGAUUCAGCAUGAUGGCAAUGGCAACGACUGCGAGCCAAUCGGGAAGAGGCCGUUCAUCAUGUCCCCGCAACUCCUGUAUGGCGCAUUUGCACCCAGCUGGUCUCGCUGUAGCCGCCAGUACAUCACCCGCUUCCUUGAUCGAGGCUGGGGCUGGUGUCUGGACGACCCCCCGGUGCGGGACGAGCUCCUCCAGCACGGCCUGCUGCCGGGCGCCCUGUACAGCGCCGGCCACCAGUGUCAGCUCCAGUACGGCUCCAGCUCUCUCCUCUGUGACGAAGUAGAUAAUAUUUGCAGCACGCUGUGGUGCACAGUGGGAAACACCUGUCACUCAAAGCUGGACGGAGCUGUGGACGGCACUAAAUGUGGCGAAGGGAAGUGGUGUUUUGGUGGGGAGUGUGUCCCCGUGGGGGAUCAGCCGGAGCAGGUGAAUGGCGGCUGGGAGCCCUGGAGCGAGUGGUCCGACUGCUCCAGGACCUGUGGGGCGGGCGUGCAGAACGCCCAGAGAGACUGCACCAACCCAGCUCCUCGCCAUGGAGGACGGUAUUGCCUGGGGGAGCGACGGCGUUUCAAGAUCUGCAACACGAACCCCUGCCCCCCCGACCAGCUCAGUUUCAGACACAUCCAGUGCAGCAACUUCAACACCAUGCCUUAUAAGGGCAAGUUCUACCAGUGGGUUCAUGUCAACAACAGAGUGAACCCUUGUGAGCUGCAUUGCCGGCCCCUGAACGAGUACUUCUCCGAGAAGCUGCGGGAUGCCGUCACUGAUGGGACUCAGUGCUACGAGGGCAGCGAGAGCCGUGACAUGUGCAUCAAUGGCAUCUGUAAGAACGUGGGCUGUGAUUUCGAAAUCGAUUCCAACGCUGUGGAGGACCGUUGUGGCGUGUGCCAGGGUAACGGCUCCACCUGUGAGACCGUGAAGAAGACCUUUGAGGAGAGCGAGGGAUUGGGCUACGUCGACAUUGGUCUGAUUCCAGCGGGGGCACGGGACAUCCGCAUAGAGGAGGUGGCAGAGGCUGGGAACUUCCUGGCGUUGCGCAGCAGUGACCCCAAAAAGUACUUCUUGAAUGGCGGCUGGACCAUUCAAUGGAAUGGAGACUACAAGGCGGCAGGGACGGUCUUCACCUAUGAGAGGACAGGUCACCUAGAAAACCUCACUUCCCCCGGACCAACCCUGGAGCCCGUGUGGAUACAGCUGCUCUUCCAGGAGACCAACCCGGGAGUGCGCUACGAGUACACCAUCAGCAGAGACUCCGUCUCCGACUCCAACGGCACCCACCCCAUCUCUGAUUUCCAGUGGCAGUUCGGCUCCUGGACAGAGUGCAGUGCCACAUGUGGAGCAGGUGUCCAGCGUCAAAUUGUUCACUGUGUGGAAAGGACCACUGGGAUGGUAGAGGACCAUUACUGCGACCCGUCCACUCGCCCCGAUGAUAAACGCGCCAGCUGCAACGAGGAGAUAUGCCCUGCCAUUUGGUGGGUGGGAGAGUGGCAUCGGUGCUCGGCGAGCUGCGGAGAGUCGGGGCUGGCCAAGAGAACCGUGCUCUGCAUCCAGAGCGUGGGCCUGGAGGAGCAGAGGGCCUUGCAGCCCUCCGCCUGUCAGCACCUGGUGAGGCCCCAGGCCGUCGCACCCUGCAACACGCACGUCCCCUGCCCUGCCACGUGGACCGCAGGCAACUGGUCGGAGUGCUCGACCACCUGUGCCGGAGGCGUUCAGACUCGGGAGGUGGCCUGCAGCUGGGACACUGGAGUGGACUGCGAGCCUGCAGAGAGGCCUGAAUCCGUCACAUCAUGCAUCAUCCAAGACUGCCCCACCAACGCUGAUGAUGUGUUUGGCGGAGACUGGUCAGGAAGCGGCUCCUCAAGCAAAGAGGUUUUCAACGAAAUAAACUCCAUACCAGAUGACAAUCAUUUGCCCACGUUCAACAUAGGGUCAACGAAGGCACAGCCAAGGGGGCACGGUAACCCAAACAACCACAUAGAGGAAGAUUUCCUAUACUCCAAUUACAUAGACAAAACGUCUGACAAUUCCGUCAAAAACAACGUACCCGUUGAUGAUUUUUAUUAUGACUACAACUUCAUCAACUUUCAUGAAGAUCUGUCUGACGAUGACACAGACAAUGAAGGAGGAAAGAAAGCUCUGGAUAACUCAGGAACACAGGAGCCCACACCAGGUGCCACCACAGCUGGUACUGUUCAGAACAAAGUCAUCACAAAUGCUUCUCAAACUACCUCAACCAUAUUGAUCUCAAACUCUGAAGACUUCUUCAGCGCUUCGACUAUAUCUCCCGAUGUCGAGGAUGAAGUUGGCAAAAUUAUUUCUGAAGGAUCAGAAAAUGAAGAAAGAAUUCUGACUGAAAACCCAGAUGGGAAUGUUUCAGAUGACGACGUGCUCUUGAUGUCAGAGGAUCAUUUAUUGCCUAUUUCAGUAGCAACACCUCCUCAAAAAUCAAUAACAAAGUUUUCUCACCCGCAGAGCCCUGAAGACUCAUCAAUACACCUCACCACUACAACACCUGCAUUCCAGCACUUAGACCCAAUGAAGGAAAUUCAAAGCCCAGUCCAGGUAAACAACGUGGAUUCCCCCCUUGGAAAUAACAGCACUGGCAGCUUCUAUGAAGAUGGUUAUCCAGACAUUGCGGGGGACUAUCAUGAUGAGACUGGUGAUGAGGGUAUCAGUCCAGAGUAUGGAAUCUAUGAGGAGAGAGCGGAGGAUUACGAGGACGAGGAUGUUCCUGGAGGUAACGAGGAAGUUCCUGGAGGGGACAGCAGGACACAGUCUCAGGAAGCCACAGCUGCCCCUCAGCCUCCGUCUGAAGGUCUUAUGUUGAAGAUUGAGAGUCUUGUGCCUGCUACUACCUCACUUGUGUGGAGUGAGACCACACAGGUGCCACUAACCACUCCAUUUGCACUGGACCUUGACAUCAACACUCGACUCCACUUAGAGGAAAAAUCGACCACUACGUUCACUACAGCUGAUGGACUGAAGAGUUCUCAUUCAUGGACCACUCGACCAAAUGACCUGGACACCACUCACGUCUUUACUCAGGAACCUCUCCUCACAUCUCUGGGGCCCUCAGCCAUGACACAACAUUACCAAGACACAACCUCAGGGCCUAGAUCUACAUCCCUACCUCCUACAGAUCCAACCCCUCCUUCACAAACUCCUCAGACUAUCACAGCGUCUUGGGAUUAUGAUGAUGAUUAUGAAUUAUGGCCUACCACUACAGUUGCAGAAGGUGUCACCAGCAGUCCAGUCCUAGAUGCAUCACCUUUCAGUGAGUCAGACAUUCCCAGCUCAUCAGAGAGUUUGGGCGAGGUUGACUACAACGAGAUUCUGGUUCCACCUUCAACGAGGUUCAGAGGCACUGACUCUCCAACUGAGUCAUCCACAUCUUCACCUCAAAGUGUUGCAGUUCAGGCCACAACAGUGCCUCACAGACCUGCCACAUCACCAUCAAUGCCCUUCGAUACAUCCCAAACCCAGCCAACCAGUGCAGCUCAGUGGCGCAUAGGGAACUGGAGCUCGUGCUCCACUAGCUGUGGCCUAGGCGCCGUCUGGAGGAUAGUGAUCUGCAGCUCUGGUGUGGACUCGGACUGCGACCAGCGGCGCAAGCCGGCUCCUGCCCACCGCUGCUACCUGCGACCCUGCUCCGCCUGGAGGGUGGGCGAGUGGAGCAAGUGCUCCAGGAACUGUGGAGGAGGGGAGAGGCACAGGGACGUGCAGUGCCACAACAUGCGAGACCAGAGAGCCCUGAGACCCUUCCACUGCCAGGCUGUCUCCACCAGACCCCCAAGCCAGGUCGCCUGCAACGUCCAGCCCUGUCUGGAGUGGUACACGUCCUCCUGGGGCCAGUGCUCGGAGCUGUGUGGGGGAGGGGAUCAGCAGCGUCUGGUCACCUGCCCGGAGUCAGGGAGGUGUGACGAGUCCCUCAUGCCGAAUUCCAUCCAGGCAUGCAACAGCCAUUCCUGUGCGCAGUGGGUCACAGGAUCCUGGGGGCAGUGUUCUGCCUCUUGUGGAGGGGGAGUCCAGCGACGCCUGGUCAAAUGUCUCAACACCAAGGCUGAGCAGGAGCAAGAGGCCGAGGCACAGUGUGACCAUGAGCCCACCCCGGAAAACACUCAGAAGUGCAACCCACAGGAGUGUGACAGCGCCCCCACUGCUCAGGUAUGCGUGCGUGACCGUCUCACAUUCCGAUUCUGCCAGACCCUCCUGUGGCUCGGCCGGUGCCACCUUGCCACCGUGCGUGCCCAGUGCUGCAAGACCUGCGAUCAGUGGGCGCGGGCCAGGGAUGGGACCACCCACCGCUGAGGAGACCUGCAGAGAGGGCACCGGCUGGGUGGCACACACUCAGAAAACUGUUCCACUGCCCACGUGUAUAAACUCAGAACACGUUCACAUGUUCGUGCACACACACACACACACACACACACACACACACACACACACACACACACACACACACUCACACACACUCACUCACUGAUAGACAAAUAUGUACACACACAAAUAAACACACAUGCAAAUACAGAUGCAUACACAAAAGCACAGCUAAGAGGACACAGACUAGACAUAAUCCAAAGCAGUCUUUUAUCUGCUGUGGUGAUGUUGACCUACACGAUCGUGCAGUGGUUUCCUCUAGGGUCCGCUCCAUGCACUGAACCCUCUGCAUCUCGGCUACAAAAGAGAGAGGACCGCAGAUUCAUCCACACAUCUCAAAGAACUAGCAUUGCAACAACCAGGGACGUAUAUUGAGCCAUCUCAAAAAAAAGUCUGCUGGAAAUGCUCUACUUGUUUUACAUUUGGACUGCACUGCUAUACGUGGUUUCCAGGAACGAGCAACAGUAUUCAGACUGCAAGAGAGGCAGAUGUUUGUGGUCCAAGACAUCACCAUACCAUUCUGAAUACUCUCUGAAUAGUUGUAGAGAAUUUUUGUUUAGUAUUCUGGUCUUUUGUUAACAUUUUCUUGUGUAUUCUUCACAUUUGGUAUAUUAUUUGUUUGUUUUGUUUUUGUGGUGCCAGAAAGGAGGAUGUUGUCUGGUUCUCUUCAGUGGUCACAGGGAUUUGACAUGUGGUCUAAUUUAUGGAUAAACAUGCAGAGGUACAUUGUGCAGCCUAAACAAUGCUUUCUUUGGAUUGCAGCUCACACCUACACAAAAGCGGGAGAAGAAAGAAAAAAACAUAAAAAUAAGACGGUUAAUCAAUUGGUGCUUCAAACAAGACCUGGUGCUAAACUCAGUCAGGUGUUGGCUGGCCAGUGCCUUCUUCUACUUGAAUUUUUAAGAAGCUCCAUUUGGAGCACUAGAUUUAGAUAGUGCCACCACUUAAAGUUCCAUGUUCACAACUGAAAGUAAGUGGAACUGUAGAAAUGUUGUUGAUCAUGUGAGCUGUCAUGUUUUUUUGUUGGUUUGUUUAUUAUUGGGGUUUUUUUUUUUGGGGGG
This is a messenger RNA of Sardina pilchardus (European sardine), 6665 nucleotides long. Its product is annotated as A disintegrin and metalloproteinase with thrombospondin motifs 7. NCBI's taxonomy places the organism in Eukaryota, Metazoa, Chordata, Actinopteri, Clupeiformes, Clupeidae. Gene Ontology annotation, cellular component: extracellular matrix. The coding region runs from base 85 to 5535 and encodes 1816 amino acids. The record is from RefSeq and is a predicted model, not a curated record. Gene Ontology annotation, molecular function: metalloendopeptidase activity. The transcript has 24 exons. Gene Ontology annotation, biological process: proteolysis; extracellular matrix organization.